UAAGUGAUAAAAUGUAUUCAGUCAUCAAAGUGUUGAUAAUUAUCUCGAUUAUAAUCGAGGUUAAAACACAGACCAAUUAUAGCACAGAAUCUGACAGUUUUACCGACAUUUUAUAUCUCGAUGAGACACCUAAUUCGGCCGACAAUUUGACAAACAAUAGGGCAAACAAUUCCUCAACCAAUACAACCAUCACUUCCAGCCAUAAACACAAACACUAUAAGAAUACUCACUUUAAAUUAAGUCUAGUGGGCAUUCAUACAGUGGUUUCGGCAAUAUUUACAAUCAUUUAUUACUUAUGUACUCAUAACAAGAGAGAUGUGAUACACUUUCUGGUCAUUUAUCUCUCGGGUCUGGUCCACACGUUUUCCGGCAUUUUGCUGAAUCAUAUCAAACGGUGGACAGAGUUUCGGUCAUUCAGUGGACUAACGAUUUUAGUUAAUCCAUUGAUGGGAUUGAAAAAUAAUUUAGAGACAACAACAGUGUCCAGAAUGUCUUCAUUGAUGGACAAUAAUGUGUAUCACUUGGUCUCGUGGAAAGACAUAUGGCUUGAGUUCAGGGAUGGUAUGGUUCUGGUGCAGAGCCAGUCCAUGAUUAUGUCGUCGGUGUCCGUAUUCUUCCCAUUGAUUAUUGAAUUCUCCCACUUAUCCGGUGCUAUACUUUGCGCCAUAGGAUUGUUGACAUCAAAUACAACCUCUUUUAUACUCGGUAUCAAAAUAUUAAGUAAUUUCCCGGAAUCGGUGGCUAUUAUCGUGUUUUUCAUAAUUCUUGAGCCCCUGUUGUUGUCGCUCUCGUAUGGGAACAGAAAAACGCGACAAAUACUGACACAAAGUUGGGCUCCGAUUAUUACAUCGAUGAUCAUCUCAUCCGGAAGUGGUUUCAUCUUUAGAGAAGCGGAUAAAAUGUUUGAUAGAUUGGCGAUAUUUAUACCGUUGUUUAAUAGGUUUUCGGGCAAUUGUAUGUCUCAACACACAUCAGGCAUAUCCUCAUCACUUCAUCGCAUGGGACCCAUUGGAACCGUUGACAAGAAAUUUAAAAUUUUUGUCUCUUUUUAUUAUAUAUUCUGUUCAAAAGAAAAUAGAAACUCGAAGACAUCUACAAUAUUAUUGUUAAUCGACAUUCCGGUCCAUAUAUUGUAUAUUCUGGUCAUUAGUAUUACACAAUACGGCGAAGACUUUGAUUUGAAUCAUAUAUUUGUUUUCUUGUAUUCAUUAGUCUCUCUCAUAAAAACAACACUUCUAUUGCACAUAACGUAUGCGUUCACACAUUGGGUUUGGUAUUGCGGUUACGAUCCGGACAUCCAUGCGAUCCCUAUCUUGAGAGCCAUAAUAGAUGUCAUUGGAAGCGCUUUCCUAUUCCUCCUCUUCACGACAGACAUAAUGCAGUUUCUAAUCAUUUUGCUCUCCGGACUCAUCCAAACGUUUGCCGGCCUUUUGCUGUUUGCGGUGAAACGUUGGCCAGAGUUUCGGUCAUUCACUGGACUAAUGAUUUUGAUUAAUCCGUUGAUGGGAUUGAAGGGCAAUCUGGAGAUGACAACCGCCUCAAGAAUGUCAACACUGAUGAACAUUCGCGAAGACUUGGUUUCGUGGAAAGACAUCUGGAUUGAGAUCAGGGAUGACAUGAUUUUGGUUCAAAGUCAGGCCACGAUUGUCUCAUUUAUAGCCAUACUCUUCCCACUUAUGGUUGAGUUCUCGCACACAUCGGGUGUUAUUCUCUGUGCCAUCGGUUUAUUGACAUCAAAUACCGCCUGUUUUAUACUCGGAAUUACUAUACCACUGGUGAUUGUUAUGUCCAAACAUUAUGAAAUGUUAGGCCACGACCCUGAUGAUUUUGCGACACCAAUGGCUUCAUCGCUCGGAGAUUUGGUAACUCUAAUAGCGUUGACGUGUUUUGUCUGGUCUUUUGUGAACACAAACGAGAGACUGAAAUAUUUUGUUGAAUCGAUGGCUGUUAUCGUGUUUUUCAUAGUUCUUGAGCCCCUGUUGUUGACCAUCACGUAUAGGAAUAAGAAAACACGUAAAAUAUUGACAAAUAGUUGGGCGCCUAUUAUCACAGCGAUGGUCAUCUCAUCCGCCAGUGGUUUCAUCUUCAGGAAAGCCGAUCAACAGUUUGAACGAUUGGCAACAUUUCAGCCGUUGUUCAAUGGGUUUUCCGGUAUUUGUGUCGCACUUCAGGCCUCAAGAAUAUCGACUUCACUGCACCGAAAGGGACCCAUUGGAACCGUUGACAACAAGUUCAGAAUAUUUGUGUCUUUUUAUUAUAUUUUAUGUUCAAAAGAUAACCCAAACUCGAGGACAUCUAUAAUACUAUUAGUGAUUGUGAUUCCGUGCCAUAUAUUGUAUAUUCUGGUCAUUAGUAUUACUCAAUACGAAGAAGACUUUGAUUUGAAUGUAGUGUUUGUCUCAUUGUAUUUGUCGGUCACUUUCGUUAAAUCAAUAUUUCUAUUGUACAUCACAUAUGUGUUUACACAUGGGUUCUGGUAUUACGGACACGACCCGGACCUCAACGCCAUCCCAAUCCUGACGGCCAUAAUCGAUGUCAUCGGAAGCGCCACUCUAUUCCUCCUCUUCAUUAUUCUUAAGACAUUCAACGAUACAAACGCUAUAGACGUC
Medioppia subpectinata is the source of this 2609-nucleotide messenger RNA. NCBI's taxonomy places the organism in Eukaryota, Metazoa, Arthropoda, Arachnida, Sarcoptiformes, Oppiidae. The record is from the annotation of a GenBank genome assembly.